AUGGCAAACCUAAAGGACUUGAAGUCUUUCAGACAGGUCUCUUGGAAUCUGCUAUUGGCCAUUAUAGUCAUCAAUGCCAGUGUUUUUAGCUUUGGAUUUGAUCAAAGUGUCUUCUCGACGAUCCAGGCAAUGGAUGCCUAUGAAAAGCGAUUCGGCACUUACAAUCCCUCGACACAAGAAUGGAGCUUUACUGCGGAACACUUAUCGUUUCUGAACUCGUUUGGUCUUCCUGCAAAAUGCCUUGGCGCCGUGACAGGCUUACUGGUGGCGGAGAGGUUUGGAAGAAAACCGUCUUACAUCGCGAUGCAGUUCAUCGUGAUUAUUGGAAUUGCCGUCAGCUAUAGUGCCCAAAAUUUUGGGCAGGCACUUGGUGGAAGGAUCAUCGUUCAAUGCUUUGUGGGUUGGGACAACUUCCUGGCGCCGAUGUUCCUGGCCGAGAUCAGCCCUACAGCCCUCCGAGGUGGCAUCGUGGUUGUGUAUGUUUUGGCACACAUUCUCGGCUCCUUGAUAUGCUCCUUUGUGACUCUCAAAACUUCUUCGUUUGAAGGUGAUUCAUCCUGGCGGAUACCGCUAGCGUCCAUGUUCGCAUUCCCGUUGUUUGUUUUGGUGUUUUUCUGGUUUGUCCCCGAAAGCCCUCGUUGGCUUGUGCGAAAAGGUCAAAAUAAGAGAGCCAUAAAACAUUUGUGCUGGCUAAAGGGGUCUUCCGUCUCGGAACAGGAUGUGGCCACCGAAGUUGGUAACCUUCAUGAGAGCAUUUGCUCGGAUUUGGAAACGAAAGGCCGCUGGGUGGACUUCCUUAAAGGACCAAACAGAAGACGACUCGGAAUUGCAAUAGGAGUGGCAAUGUUCAACCAAUUGACUGGCCAAAGCUUCAUGAGUCAGUACGGAGCCAUCUUCAUCAAGGGUCUCAAAACGAUGGAUCCAUUCACUUUCAAAGUCAUAUCUUCUGCCGUCACAUGUCUGGGUCCUAUUAUAACCUUUUCCUUCGUUGACAUCGUCGGUCGACGCAAAUUUUACCUCACCGCAGGAAGUGCUUGUACUGCCGUUCUUCUGAUCUGCGGUGGUCUGGGAAUUGGAAAUGUCACAUCUGGCGACAAAACGGGUAUUUUGACGGCAUGUGUACUGUUUGGAUGGUUCUAUAUCAUGUCCUUUGGGGCUAUUGGCGCUGUGACGGCAGCAGAAGUUCCGCACCUGCAGUUGCGUGACAAGUCUUCGAUGGUUGUUUACUUGACUCAGUUUGUUUGCGAUUUUGUCGUGUCCUACACCCUACCCUACCUCUUGGGGACGGGAUAUGCCAACCUUCACUCGAAGGUCGGAUUUAUCUAUGGCGGAUUCGGUAUUAUUGGACUUGUCUGGGCCUUCUUUUGUCUCCCGGAUAUGUCAGGGCGCUCAUUAGAGGAGCUAGAGAUCAUGUGGACUGAGAAAGUUCCCGCACGUCGGUUCCGAAAAUGGAAACGUAACGGUGCUGACGACGACUCAACGUCAUCUGAGAUUCAGAAAGAAAUGGUUAAAGUUUGA
Molecule: messenger RNA, 1518 nt
Organism: Penicillium brevicompactum
Lineage: Eukaryota; Fungi; Ascomycota; Eurotiomycetes; Eurotiales; Aspergillaceae
Exons: 5
Coding region: 1-1518 (505 amino acids)
Biological process (GO): transmembrane transport; carbohydrate transport
Cellular component (GO): membrane
Molecular function (GO): carbohydrate:proton symporter activity
Source: RefSeq, a predicted model, not a curated record